CACUUUAUUUCCACCUCGUCGCCGGGGUGUGUAUGUGUGUGUGUGUGUGUGUGUGAGAGAGAGAGAGAGAGAGAGAGAGAGAGAGAGAGAGAGUGUGUGUGUGUGUGUGUAGAAAUCUAGGAAGUAACGUUUGUCUAACUUUUCGAUCGGGACAACAAGGAGAAGACGUUAAUCCGCGAUAUCUCUAAGAAACUGUGAUUUACGAGAGAAAUAACGACGCCGAAAUGCUGGGAAAUAUGUUUUUAAUUAUUUAAAACGGUGUUUAAGACGUUUCUUGACUCACCUUUUCUGGGAGGCUCAGGUGAAGAAAGUUUUUUUUUUUUUCUUGAAGUUGUGUGAUUGGAGUUAACACUAACCGCAGGAGCAGAUUCCGUCUUUUUUUUUUUCUUCGCUGUCAGAAAUAUUUCUGCUUUUAGAGAUGAAAUGAAUGGUCUUCCUCGAAAGUGGAUGCUGACAGAGAGUUAUGCUGAGGCCUGCCUCUCGAUAUCAGGAUGAGCACUACAGAUGGAGCCGGGGUCCCUGAGCAGGAUGGAGAGGCCCGUGUUGUGCAGAUCUACCCCAGGGUUUCACAGGACACGGCUGCCUACUGUCCCCUGCAGGUCAGUGCUGGGGACACGGGGAGGUCGGUCAUCCACAAUGCCGUGGUCACUCUGGGGUUGGACUCCAGCCAGAAGUACAGCCUGCUGGAGGUGAGGAAGAGCGGCGGGGAGGAGAGGCUGCUGGAAGAUGGUGACUGCCCUCUGGAGCGAGUCCUGCUGUGGCCACCAGAGGCACAGAGGUGGCACCCCGAGAACCAGGGGUACCACUUCAUCCUUCAACAGCAAAAAGACAACAAUGGAGGCAGCCAAGAAGAAAGCAACAAAGAGGACUAUGAUGACCUCUGCAACCUCCAAACUGUGACGGAGCAGAGUAUUCUGGAGGCGUUACGCCAGCGCUUCUACAGUUUGAAAAUCUACACCUACGCCAGCAACAUCCUCAUCGCCAUCAAUCCUAAUAAGUUCCUACCUGUUUACUACAACCCCAAGUACGUCAAGAUGUAUGAGAACCAGCCACUGGGCAAAUUAAGCCCUCAUAUAUUUGCAAUAGCAGAUGUGGCCUUCCGUACCAUGCUGAACAGGCAGGUUAACCAGUGUAUAGUCAUAUCUGGGGAGAGCGGCGCUGGAAAGACUGAAAGCAGCAGUUAUCUCAUCCACUGCCUGACUUCUCUCAGCCAGAAGACAUACUCCAGCGGGCUGGAACGGACCAUUCUUGGUGCAGGACUCGUUCUGGAGGCCUUUGGCAACGCUAAGACUGUAAAGAAUAACAACUCCAGUCGCUUUGGGAAGUUCAUCCAGCUCAACUACCUGGAGAGCGGUGUCAUCAGAGGGGCAGUUAUUGAGAAGUACCUCCUCGAGAAGUGCCGCUUGGUGUCCAGAGAUAAGAGUGAGAGGAGCUACCACGUGUUCUACUAUCUGCUGGUUGGAGCGUCCAAAGACGAGCAGGAGGAGUUUUGUCUUCUAAAGCCACAAGAUUAUCGCUACUUGAAGCAGGAAGACCUCCUUAUAGAAGAUGAGGAGAAACUUGGGCAGGAGUACAAGAGGCUCCAUCAAGCUAUGGAAAUGGUGGGCUUCCUGCCCUCCACCAAGAAACACAUAUUUUCCAUCCUCUCUGCCAUCCUCCACCUUGGCAACGUGACAUACACAGUGUCAAAGGACACUGAGGUCCUGGAGGUUGGACCUGCUAAAGUCUUGUCUACACUGUCUGACCUGCUCAAGGUGAAAAAGGAGCAGCUGGUGAAGGCUUUGACCAAGAGGAAAGUGGUGACCGCCCAGGCCACCGUAGUUUCACAGUACACACUACAAGAGGCCUCCAAAGUGCGGGACUCCAUGGCCAAGUCUUUAUACAGUGCGCUGUUUGACUGGAUCAUCCUUCACAUCAACCAUGCAAUGCUCAAUAGACGAGACAUGGAGGAGUCGGUCUCUUGUUUGUCCAUCGGUGUCUUGGAUAUGUUUGGAUUCGAGAACCUCCAGACAAACAGUUUUGAGCAGCUGUGCAUCAACUACACCAAUGAGAGACUGCAGUAUUACAUCAACCAGAACAUCUUCAAGCUUGAGCAGGAAGAUUACGUGUCAGAGGGCAUCACUUGGCAAAACAUCGACUACACUGACAACAGUGGCUGCAUCCAGCUGAUCAGCAAGAAGCCAACUGGACUCUUUGACCUGCUGAAUGAGGAGGGCAACCUCCCUCAGGCCAUCCUGCUGGACAAACUGAAGCAGCAGAAUCAGGAUAACCCACUCUUUGUACCCUCUCCAAAUACAAAGCUGACUUUUACCAUUCAACACUUUGCUGGCAGUGUUGAAUAUCACAUCAAGGACUUCAGAGAGAAAAACACAGAGCACAUGCGUCCUGAAGUCGUGUCUCUUCUGCGGAGCAGCGAGCGGUCGUUCCUCCACCACCUGGUUGCAUCCAGCCCAGAGGCACUGUUCAGAUGGGGCGUCCUCCGAGCCACCAUUCGCAUCCUCACAGUAUUCAAAAACAUGGGACGCCAGCGGGCAGAAAUGAUGGCUGCCAGACGAAGCUCCCGCAAAUCCCUCAAAGACAUGAAACACAACAGCAAUACUAAUGACAGACUAUCCAGUGCCACCAUGACUCUGGAUUUCUCCUUCGAUCGCUCUGAUGAACUUCCUCUUGAUGUAUUUGAAGACAUCUUUGCCAAUUAUGAAAUGAGAAAGAAGAGUAGAGGCGGUCGACAGAAGCAGCUCAUUCCAAAGAACCUCGUGGAUUUGCGCUCACUCCAACAUGUUGUUGGUCUCACUGCACACGACCGAACCAGCAAAUCCAUCUUCCACCCUCACCAGAGAACGAGGCCCCCUACAGUUAGCACUCAGUUUCAGGCCUCGCUCAGAAAGCUGAUGGAGACAAUUGAAAAAGCAGAGCCUUUCUUCAUUUUCUGUCUUCGCUCCAACACUGAAAAGAAGGAGCUUCACUUUGAUGAUGAACUUGUGCUACGGCAAAUCAGGUACACAGACAUGCUGCAGUUGGUUCAUAUCCAGAAGUCUGGCUACAGUGCUAGAUACACAUUCAUGGAAUUUGUCGACAAGUUCAGGAUAUUGCUCCCCAAAGGAGCAACUGCAUCUCCUGAGCACAUAACUGAUCUUUUUGAGAGGAUGGAGCUGGAUAAAUCCACCUACCAAAUAGGAAAAACCAAGGUGUUCCUGAAGGAAAAGGAGAGGCAGCGGCUCCUAGACACUCUUAACAAAGAACUGAUGCGUCGCAUCAUUAUACUGCAGCGCUGGUUCCGUACCUGUCUGAUAAGAUUGCACUUUCUGCAAAAGAGAGAUGCCACAAUGAUCAUACAGAGGGGCUGGCGUGAGUUUUAUGAGAAUCAAAACCGAGCUGCUACAAUUAUCCAGACGGCUUGGAGGAGUUCCCUGAAGAGAUCACAGCAACAACAUGAGAAGGAACAUGAUGAGAAGAUGUCUAAAAACCGGCUUGGACGGGACAGCCUGGCAAAAAAAGAGCUGAAGAGGCAGCAUAAAGUGGAGCUCAGCCCCAGCAGGACCCAGCAGCUUGACCCAGCCAACGGCCACUCUGCACAGAGGGACCAGAGCAGGGAGAAACGAGAGGGCAGAGGAUCCCCUCCGCCUCUGAACCGACCCCUUUCCCUCCCUCUGGACCCUAAAGUUGGUAGUGAUCGUUCCCCCAGCCCCUCUAAGAGCAGCUCGCUUCAGCGCUAUAAAGAUACCAGCGACAUUAAGGAGAAGGCUGAGAGGUGGAGGGGAAGACAGGGUGAAGGCGAACCAACAGACGAAUCGAGUCCAGAAAUCCGCCGGCGAAGAGAAAAUAGGAGAGAUGACUUUUACCGCAAAGGGAAAUCUCUGUCUGCUGAUGAACUGUCCAAGAUCAGCUCCUCAGACUCUGAUGGUUCACCUUAUACUAAUGAGGUCAGGGUACGCCUCCGCAAGCUGCCCAAACGCAAGCGGCGCUUAGCCUACGCCCGCAGCGGUUUGAUGAUAAACUUUGGGGGCUCCAAGGAGAGCGAGUACUGGAGCUUUCCACUGCCUCCCAUCAGUCCCUGCGUGCUCAGCCUGAAGAGCUCGGCCAGUAGUGUGGAUGUCCGGGCCCUCGAAUCCCAGGUCAAGAGACCGGCAGAACCUGACGGGUUGAGGUUUAGCCUUCCUCCCAGCAGCACCAGUGAGGCAUCUAACCAAUCACAGGCCACAACUCCUGAGAGGAUUUGGUCUCUUGCUAGAUUCCUGCGGAAACGGGCACCCAAAUAUUCCCCAAACAAUGACUCUUCAUCAGACAAAGCCGUCACCCUGCCCAGCUACACUCCACAUCCCUACCACAUGCCAAACCAGAACAGUGGGAGGGUCAAUCGAAACCCCACCAUUCGAAUCAGCCGGGCCACGCGAGCGAUUGAGUGGAACACAUCUCUGGACCGAGAGAUCACCGACACCAAGGAGCUACGAAACCUGGAUGAGUUCCUCGGAAACCAGGUGAAUGAGCUGCGGACAAGAAUAAAAGAGCUGUCACCAACAGAGGGCAUCUUCCUCACAGCCACUAUGGAGUUCAGAGAGACCAUCAAAGGCAUGUACUCCGUCCAGAAGCCCCAAAUUGCCUACAAAGAUCUGAUGAAGGGCUACCACAACAAAGUGAACUCACUAGCCGGACUCAAGGAGAAAGCAGAAGUCUCACUGGUGGUCAACCUUUUCCAGUCUGUGCUGGACGGCUUCAUCAGGGGCGAAAUAAAGCGAGUGGAGUCUGAACCAUCCAAGGCGACUAAGACGACAAAGAAGAGGAGGAAAAAGGACAAAUGUCCUGAUAGUCCUCUGGAUCACCUGUUCAGCACAUACCAAGUGAACAUUAUGCAGUCAUGUGACUUGUGUGGCUCCUACAUCUGGGGGAUGGAGAAAGCCUACAUGUGCAGUGCUUGCAAGUUAAUAUGUCACAAGAAAUGCCUGAGCAAGAUCAUCACAGACUGCUCAACACGGUGCUCCAGGCAGGAUGAUAGUGUACCAGGCUCCCUUCACUUUGGGGUGCAGGUGUGUGUCCUCACCAGUAAAGCCAACCCUGUGCCUAAAGUGGUGGAGUUGUUGCUAAUGCAUGUGGAGCUCAACGGCCUCUACACUGAGGGCAUUUACCGCAAGUCGGGCUCAACCUGUCGAGCAAGGGAGCUCCACCAGAUUCUGGAGACCGAUCCUGAAGGAGCAUGUUUGGAGAAUUACCCCAUCCACACCAUCACAGGUCUGGUUAAACGAUGGCUCAGAGAGCUGCCUGACCCACUCAUGACCUUUUCCCUCUACAGUGACUUUCUGCAUGCUGUGGAACUGCCAGAGAAAGCAGAGAGAAUAAGGGCUGUAUACCAAAAGGUCGAUGAGCUUCCUCCUGCUAAUUACAACACAUUAGAGCGGCUCAUCUUUCACCUUGUCAGGGUUGCAAAGGAAGAGGACCACAAUAAGAUGUCACCAAGCUCUCUUGCUAUUGUGUUUGCCCCUUGCAUCCUGCGCUCUCCUGAUGCUCAUGACCCCUUCCUUGGCAUGAAGGACGUGUCCAAGACUACACUCUGUGUAGAGAUCUUGAUCACUGAGCAGUUCAGACGCUACAAAGAGAAGAUGCAGAAUAUCCAGGAGCUGGAAUACGCAGAGGCGCUGGCUGUCAACCAGCUCAAACUGAGGAGGCAAAACACGGUUGUUGAAAAGCCUUCAGAGCUGGAUGUCCCAGAGGAAAUACAUACCGAUGAAACAGAGAAGACUCUCAUCGAAAGGAUCAGGUCGAUCAAGCAAGAAAAGGUGGACUUGGCCUGCAGGUUACCUGACCUGGAGCAGGAGCAGUCUGACAACGAUAACCUAGACUCAUCAUCGUCGAUGAGCACAGAGAGUCUAGAAGAUCGCCUAAAGAGCCUGGAAUCGGAAGGAAAGAUGACCACGCGACUGAAAACCCAGAAACCCGACUACCCGAAUAAACCUCCUGACCUGGCCCAGAGAGUUAGAAGUCUGAUGGCUCAGACAGAUGAUGAACAGAGAAAGUUUACAUCAGGACAAAAGACAGAUGUUUCUCAAUCCAUGUGCUUCCUGCCCAGCCAAGACAACCCCUCCCCAACCGACAAGCCCCAGGUCACCAGUGAGACUUUCAGCGGGACCUUUGACAACCUGGAUAUCCCUUACAUAGAUGAGGAUGAGGAUCUAACAUGAGCAUAACACCACAAAUUUUCAUAGUUUGAAUAUUCUCAAGUAUGUGUUAAUAGAAGAUGUGUUAUGGCCAAAAGAACUGUGCACUUUGUUUUAGAGACUCUUCCAUUUGUCAGUGCUGCUAUGGAAACAAAGUGCUUUGUGAAUUUAUAUGUAUUUAACAGGGAAAUCAUACGGACUGUUCCUUCAGGGUUUUUAUAGCAGAUCUGAAGAAGUACAAUCAGGAAUGACUACUCACACUAUAUCUCUGUCUGUCACUGUUUGCAAAUUUUAAACAUAUUUGGGAAUUGUACAAUACACAUUUUAGAAAAGGUAGGUAUUUUGGACCAUUUCUGUGGAGCUGUUUUUCAUCUUUAGAGAAAAAUAGUGCAGCCUGAUGAGGAGAAAUUUAGGAUACAAUUUCCCCCUUUACUAAUAGACAGUAUUCUGAGCUUGAUAACUAUUGCCCUGCUGAGAGCAAAUGUGGUUUGUGGAGGAAAAAAAAUUGCAAGCAUACCAAAAAACUUCCAACACUGUAUGUGUAGUGAUUCUCCAUUGUACAGAGUGUGAUGUUUUGGCUUUUCCUCAUACUGACUGCUGUGACUGACCACUGAUUCACUGAUGUACAUGUGAAAGGGAAUGGUCAAAAUGCUGCCUGUUAGACUGACUGAUAAUAUAUUUCCCUCUGUCACUUUUCUUGUUAUAGGCUGUGCAGUUACACCAAGUAAACAUCUAUACAUGUAGUUUUUUUUUAACAUGCACGCCUGUACGUUUUAUAAGGGUUAGGAAUUAUGCAUAUAAUGGUGGAUGUUCUCUGAUGCUGACUUUUCCUCAUCAACACCUCUUUAAAACAGUUUAAAUAAAAACUGAACAUUGUAAACUUCAUGAAGGAGGAUUUAUUGCUGUUGUAUUAGAUUGCAUUUUAAUUAGAAAGGUGUUCCUGCCUACUGGUGUAACUGCCAACUGAUGGGUAUGUUAUUGUGAAAAUGACCAUGCCGCAUGAUAAGUAGUUUUAUUUGGUACUUUUCAACUCAACUAAAAUUUUGAAUGAAUGAC
Molecule: messenger RNA, 7205 nt
Organism: Toxotes jaculatrix (banded archerfish)
Lineage: Eukaryota; Metazoa; Chordata; Actinopteri; Toxotidae
Gene: myo9b
Product: myosin IXb
Exons: 41
Coding region: 492-6173 (1893 amino acids)
Biological process (GO): intracellular signal transduction
Cellular component (GO): myosin complex
Molecular function (GO): GTPase activator activity; ATP binding; microfilament motor activity
Source: RefSeq, a predicted model, not a curated record